AUGAUGGAACAGACGCGAGGCUUUCAGUCUGGCGCCUCGACACCUCUACUCACGGAGGAGAUGAACAACGACAUCCAGGAAAUACCAAGCUCGAGUUGGGACACAUCUGCUAGUUCUCGGGACGAUUCAUCGGAGCAGACAACCUCGGAUACCCCAAGAUCGUUGAAGAGAAAGCGGAAUGACGAGUCUGGGACCUCCGUUGAGGCUGUGACUGCGACGGCAGAUGCAUUCUUGGAACGACUUAGCUCCACUAGUAUACCGGACGAAGAAAUCUCGUCCUACAAUGCUCUGACAAAAGUCAAAAGCCAACCACUAUCUCCGCGGGGCGAGAAUGUGUCCCGCGCAUGGGAGAUGUGUAUUAGCUUCGCUCGCCGCUCGAGCCAGAAGCUCAAAUAUGGCCGGUUUCUGCGUUUCCUGUCCCUUUGCUUCUUCUUGAUUUGGGAGAGAUACUCCGAUAAGCAAGGGAAGAGUGCGGCUCGUGAGGUAAACGCCAAAAUGCGAGAAGCUGGCUUCACCGGUCACUCCAGAGGCCUCAAGACAAUGCGCGACGAGACAACUCUCAUCAACAGAAUGGUCGCGUCCAUACAAGAAAGCUGCGGUCCUAAACAAGCCGCAACUCUAUAUCACGUCGUAUUCGGUAGGCGGAUCAAGCAUUGA
Messenger RNA from Penicillium brevicompactum, 657 nucleotides. RefSeq lists its product as uncharacterized. The transcript is spliced from 2 exons. Lineage: Eukaryota; Fungi; Ascomycota; Eurotiomycetes; Eurotiales; Aspergillaceae. The coding region runs from base 1 to 657 and encodes 218 amino acids. The record is from RefSeq and is a predicted model, not a curated record.